Molecule: messenger RNA, 3470 nt
Organism: Onthophagus taurus
Lineage: Eukaryota; Metazoa; Arthropoda; Insecta; Coleoptera; Scarabaeidae
Product: tRNA methyltransferase 1
Biological process (GO): tRNA N2-guanine methylation
Cellular component (GO): nucleus
Molecular function (GO): RNA binding; tRNA (guanine) methyltransferase activity
Source: RefSeq, a predicted model, not a curated record
AUUUUAACCUAUUUAUUGCGUGUUUCAACACCGCCGUGUCGUUAAACACUUAAUUGCAGCCAGUAUUCAUUAUUUAAAUGUGCCAGUGAAGGUUAUUUUCUUUUUAUUUGAUGAGAAACGCGAAAUCGACAACUUGGUGAAGGACGUUAAUUACACGACGUAAAGUGGAAUUUUAAACCGGAUAUGAUGCGAAAAUAAUGUUUUUCUUUCAAUAAGGAAUUGAUUAAUCGUGUUUUUGUGUUGAAAUAAUUACUUAAUUACGUUUCUAUUUUGAUAAAGUUGACAUUUGACUUAAAUUAUGCCGGUAAAGAAGAUAACUUUUUUGUUUAUGUUUUGGAUUAGAUUCUCGCUUGGUUAUAAAGUGAUUUAUUGAUUUAAUAAACUACUAAUUAUUAAAUCAAAAAGAAUCAUUAAAUUUAAUUGUUAUAAAAAUAUUUUAACCUAAAAUCAGAUUUGAUUUGUCAAUUUUUUUUAUCCAAUUUCACAUCAUUUUCAAAUGUCAACCUAACCUAAGUCGCUUCGUUACAACCAGCAUACAUUAUUUAAAUGUCCCAGUAAAGAAUAUUUUCUUUUUAUUUAAUGUGAAACGCGAAAUCGACAACUUAGUGAAGGACAACAUCGGUUAUUUGAGAUUUUCUUAAAGAAAUGGAUGAUGAAGAAUCCCCCCGAAAUGAUGAACACCCCCCGGCAGUUCCACCAGAAAACGAAGAAGUCAUAUUAAGAGAAAUCGAAGAAUUAUUACUCGACGACAUCCAAGUAAUUAUUUAAUCUAAUCAAUUAAUUUAUUUUUUUUUGUUUAAAGGAACAUUUUGAAACCAACCAGGCGAAUAAAGACAACAACGAUGAUAGCGCCGAUGAGAGACUCGGAGAAUCUUACGAACGAGCCAACGAACGCUUAACAUUCCCAAGAAAAUACAAAAUGAAAUUCCCUUAUACCAAAACAUCAAUAAUUUCAUCGAUUUCAUGCAGUGGAGAACUAUCUAAAAGCACAAACCAAAAAUCCGUGAUAAAAAGGCGCAUUUAUAUCACAUCGUGUCACGUUAAAGAGCAAUGUAACAAAAAAUUGAGUUUGGUUUCGUUAGAACCCCAUUUAUCACCGAUCGCUAAAGGAAAAAUCGAACUAAAAGAAACAAAUUGUGGUCUUUUACUAACGUUUUACGAUGAAGAUGAUUUUAAUAAAAUGCUCCGAAUGAGUUUGUCGAAAAUUUUUAACACCCCAAUCGCCGUUUGGAACAUCCCGCACAUUAAUUCGAGAGUAAAUAACACAAUAAUCAUUCGUGAUAUCCCCUGGUGUGUUAAAACCAAAGAAAUCGAGGAUGUUUUAAACGUUUAUGGAGUUUGUCCUUUAUAUUCGACGAGAAAUGAAGAUGGCUCGAUUAAAGUAGUCGUUAAAAACCCAUUUUCCUUAAACAAAUUGUUACGGGAUGGAUUAAAUUUUUAUAAUUCAAUUAUUUUACCGGUUUCGUUAGAACCAUCACCGAAUCCCGACAUCAUCCAAUGUUAUAGGUGCCAAAGAUUUUGGCACACAGCCCAAUUUUGCCCGUUUAGCGAACGUUGUGUGAGAUGUGGUGAUAAACACGAUUUCCGUAUGUGCACGAGAGAUAGAAAUGACCCAAAUUGUUGCUUGUGCGGUGACGCGCAUCACGCAGCCUAUAAAUAUUGCCCGGUGAGGAUACAACAUCUCAAUACAGUCCAAGUGGAUGUUAAUUUAGAACGAGAAUGAUGUUUAUUUUGAGGUUAUAAAUAAAUUAUUUUGUAAACAACAAAUUGUCAUUUCACUUAGCGCCAUCUACCACGUCAUACUACAUAACCUAAAAAUUCGAUGCGACACAUUUUCAUAACACGCCAAGUAAAAGUGAAUUUAACCCGAUUUUUCGCUACCUCCGCAAUGAGUCGCGAAAAAGAAACGAUCCAAACAAUAACCGAAGGAAAAGCUAGCGUAAAAACGAGCGGAAAAGUUUUUUACAACCCCGUACAAGAAUUUAAUAGAGAUUUAAGCAUUGCCGUUUUAACCGCUUUCGUAAAAAAUUUUAAAACUGGGAAAGAAAAGGCGAGAAAAAAUGCUGAAAUAAACGUGAUUUUAAAUAAAUCAAAUCAUGAUGUAGGGGUUAAAAAUGAGGAUGGAAUCGUAAUCUUAGAGGCGUUAUCUGCGACGGGACUUCGCAGUAUCCGCUAUGCUAAAGAAAUAGGGGGAAUUAAAGAAAUUAUCGCUAAUGAUAUCUCGCAAAAAGCCGUCGAGAGUAUUAAAGAGAAUAUCCUUGAGAAUAAUGUUGCUGAUUUAGUGACAGCUAGUUUUAACGAUGCUACGAUGUUAAUGUAUCAACAUAGAAUCGAUCAAUUUGACGCUAUCGAUUUAGAUCCAUAUGGAUGCCCAUCAAUAUUCCUCGAUUCCGCCAUACAAUCGAUUAAAAACGGUGGGAUUUUAUUAGUAACAGCAACAGACAUGGCAGUUUUAGCGGGCAAUUCUCCAGAAACUUGUUAUAGUAAAUAUGGGUCAAUAUCGUUACGGAUAAAAUCAUGUCAUGAAAUGGCUUUACGCAUCCUUUUACAAUGCAUCGAAUCCCAUGCAAAUCGUUACGGAAAAUACAUCGAGCCCCUUUUAUCAAUUUCGGCUGAUUUUUACGUCCGCGUUUUUGUUCGUGUUUUCGAAUCGGCCCAUAAAUGUAAAUACACUCUUAGUAAGUUAUCAACGGUGUAUCAUUGCGGUGGGUGUGGAUCUUUCGAGUUACAACCGUUGGGGGUAAUUCGAAAAAAUGAAAAAAAUGGGCAAGACAAGUUUUGUUUACCGACUUGGGGAGGUGUUGGUGAGAAAUGUGUGCAUUGUGGGCAUAGUUAUCACGUUGGAGGUCCAAUUUGGUCGGCUCCAAUCCAUGAUAAAAAUUUUGUGCGGUUAGUUUUGGAUAAUGCCCCAAAUGAAUUGGGGACUUAUAAAAGAAUUAAAGGGAUUUUAUCGGUAGUUCUUGAAGAAUUAGAUGAUCCUUUGUAUUAUACUUUAGAUAAAUUAGCGGGGACUUUGCACGUUGAGGUGCCCCCCAUGUUGACAGUUCGUUCAGCUAUUUUAAACGCUGGAUUUAAAGUAUCUUAUACUCACGGAAAUAAAUAUUCCAUCAAAACGGACGCCCCCGGAAAAGUAAUUUGGGAUAUUAUGCGGUGUUGGGUUAAAUCACAUCCUGUGAGCCAAAAAAGAUUAACUCCUGGUACUCCCGUUGAAGUUAUUUUGAGGGAAAAACCCGAAAAAGAUUAUUCAUUCGAAAUCCAUUCCGAAGCAAACCCGGAAUCGAAAAAAUUGGGUUUGGUCAGGUACCAAGUGAAUCCAACACCAUUUUGGGGACCUGGAACAAGAGCAACCGCAAUGGUUUGUGAUGAAAAAACGAAUAAAAGUAAGAAAAACCAAAAUAAACGGAAAAGAGAACCAUCCGAAGAGAAAUUAUAAUGUAAUAAGCAUUAAAAAUAAAUUUAUUUUUGAUUAA